Centropristis striata (black sea bass) is the source of this 4563-nucleotide messenger RNA. RefSeq lists its product as uncharacterized. The coding region runs from base 99 to 1934 and encodes 611 amino acids. The transcript has 10 exons. The record is from RefSeq and is a predicted model, not a curated record. Gene Ontology annotation, molecular function: protein binding. NCBI's taxonomy places the organism in Eukaryota, Metazoa, Chordata, Actinopteri, Perciformes, Serranidae.
UUUCCACAUGAGCACAGCAAGCUGCGAUCACCGUCUUACGGAAUGGGUCUGAUUUGGUUUGUUAUUUUCGAAGGAAAAGUGGAAUAAAUCGUUUCAGCAUGGAGUCAAAGAGACGAGUUCGCGAUGGGAUAUCGUUCGUCCUGCUUUUUAUUAUAGGGGAUUUUUCAACAGCUGUUUCAGGCCAAAGUCUGGACUGCACAAACGACUAUGAAGCGUUGAUGUUUUGCCACAUCGAAGCACUAAACUGCACUGGAUACAGUUUGACUCUGCGGAGCAACGACGUCGAUUGGAAGGCGGACUGUAAUUUCACACAGAGUGAUGUUGGACGCUGUUGCUGCUCUUUCCAUGACAUGAUACUAAUUCUGGGGGAGACUCACACAGCAACAGUUUGGAAAGGAGGCAAAACCAUGGAGUCCAAAAUCUUCAACGUCACAACCAGCCUAAAGCCCAAAACCCCAACAAUCACCUCUGUGAAAGAAUCCAAUGGGAAUUUUGUGAUCAGGUGGAAGACAAACUAUGCGAAGGGCUUCAAUCAGAGCUUAUCUGCUAAUGUGACUUACCAUAAAAAAGGAGAAACAGAAAUGGUGCCUGCAUUCAUAAAACCUACGACAGUUGAUGGACUGAAUGUGUAUGAAAUACUUGGUCAACGCUUGGAGCCAAGAACAACAUAUGCAGUCAGCGUGAAAAGCUACUCCAACUUGAGUGACAAGUACAGUGACAGUAGUGCAGAGUGGGAAUUCACAACCCCUGUGUCCCCUUUUGUCCUGCCCUUGGCUAUCAUCAUCAGCCUCAGUAUUGCUGCAGCCUUCAUCAGUGGUGCUAUAUAUGUCUGCAUUGUAAAGUUCAAAACAAAAUGCUGGGAUAAAAUUGCCAAAAGUCCAAAUCCCAAACUUCCUGAUCUGUUUCCCAGCAAACAAGAGGUCUUGAAGCCUGUGCACCCCAUUAUCUCCUCUGUCUUUGUUGAGCCUCUUGAUCCAGAUGAACCUUGGUCGAAGGAGUUGCUGAGAGAAACAAGCAGUGGGAGCCUUCAGCAGAGCAGUGGAAUCAGUACCGGCUUGUCUCAUCUCAGUGAUGCUAAUACAGAAACUGACAUCAUAGCCUGUGUUCAGGACGCCCUUGGAAAAGCCUUCCCCGGUAUCAGCCCGGUAUCACCUUUGAUUACCAAUCCACUGUCAGACAUGAACAAACACAGCACUUUGCUCUCCUCUGCUUACAACCCGUGUGAUGUCCCAACUAAUGACACGAGGUCUGGAUUAUCUUGCUUUGACAAUAGAACCUACAAUCCCAUCCUCCAAAAUCCAAUCAUAACAGACAGCUCUGAAAUGCCUUGUGACCCUGCAUAUGGUCCUAGCCCGGGGGACUCUGUGACCUGUGUUGACCAACAGGCACCAGUGUGUCUGCCUGUUAAUUUGCAGCCAGUGGUUUUGUCUAUCAUGCCAGCAGACAUGUCAGAUCAGUGCAAUGCAGAUUCUGGAGGAUUUUCAUAUGCAGAGGAUUCCAGUUUGUCCUCGGUUUCAAAUGGAGAUCCUGAGUCAGGAGCUGAGGCCGGGUGUGAGAGUGGUGCAAUGAAGCUACAUGAAAACACUGAAGUGCCAACUGUAUCUGAUGAGAACCCCUGCUAUGGCUGUAUGCCUGCAGGCUCAAACAGCUUUCCUCUAGUGGAUAAUGACUACCAGGCGAUUCAGAAUCUGUCGGAGCAGCCUGAGAUUUUGAUAUCAGAGAGAAGUGGUGAGAAACAGGAACAUUUGAACAAAUAUCCAGAGGAACCAUUCACCAAGGUGCCCCAAAGUUUCUCAAGCCCAGUUGCUCCAGGUUUGAUGAACAAUGUUCAGGGUGAGGAGUGUCUCUCUGAGCUCCAAAGACCUUUUCUCUCUUUGACCCCUGCUGACCAGUCUAUGCCACUAAUCACAAGCAGCGGAUAUCAGAGUGUGUAGUGCUGAAUUGUGAAUGUGUGUGUGUGUGUGUGUGUGUGUGUGUGUGUGGUGUUUGCUUUUUUAAUUUAUUGUGAAAAAAGAGACAAAAGUGCACUUUCCAGAUAAAGAGGAACAGACAAGAGGAAAUGACUACAGUCCUUACCAAGCCCCCAGGAAAUGUAUCGAGCAAUAUGAUGUAGUGACAAAAUAGUUGAAUUUCAACUACAUCGCUAAACUGGACGUAGUGGGCUUGGCUUGCUCAAUGGCCCCCACGUAUACGGAACAGCCAGAGAUGAUCUGGGUAUUUUGAUGCACAGAAGUCAAACAUUUUAUUGGUUUUAUGUGCUGCUGAGUCGCUUUCAUAGGAAUGAACAUGGCCCCGCCUCAAACGCUGUAUCCAAUUGACUACACAUCCAUGAUCAACAAGGUGUCAUGUUUUAUAGAGUCUUGCUGUCAUCUGCCAAAGACCAAUAUGUUCAAAAAUUAAACAGACCAUACUGAAUUUGCCAAGACUUUGCAACUGCGUACGACUACUUUUUGUACAUCAAACAUUCAUCUAGUUUGUUUCCUGUCAUAAACAGACACAAAUAUGUUUCUUUUACAAAUGGUUGAACAAAACACCUGCAGUCAGCUGUCUUAUAUCCAUAUCUCAUAUGUCUUAUUUAACUAAGGUCACAUAGAAAUGUAUUGCCUAAAUGUUGUGUAAAAAUUACAGGAACACAGUUCCUGUAAUUUAAACUCUGUGUCUGAAAUAAUUCACAGCAAUCAGCCAUCAUAAUGAGCUGGUGAUAGUCACUGUUGUGUAACUACUUCCUCAUAGCUCUUCUCUGGAACUGCUGAGCCGCUUCCACAGAAACACCUGGGAACAGCAGGCUGUACUCAUCACAGCAGUCAAAGGAAGUCUCACUGGUUAUGUUAAGUUAUGGGGAAAAGUAAGACAAAUGUUACAUUUAAUGCACAUUUCAUUGGGAGAAGAGGCAGCAGAUGUCAGUGUGUAGUGCUGAAUUUUGUGUGUGAGUUUUUGCUUCUUUAAUUUAUUGUGAAAAAUGAUUGAUGAGAUGAAAGAGAGGGAGGAGGAUGUAACACACUAUGAAUGGUAUUCAAAUCUGUAACAUGACUCCAGUUUAAAAGUUGAUGGCAUCUUUGCCUGUUAUGAUGUCAUACAAAAGUGUACUUUCCAGAUGGAGGUCAGGCAACAAGAGGCAAUGACUACAGUCCUUACCAAGCCCCCAGGAAGAGUUCCAGCCUUAGAAGCCAAUGUUAUAAAGUGGCCAAACAAUUGAAUCACAACUACCAGAUGACUAAAACAUGUUAAACCUGUUGUUAUUCUAGUCGUGCUAUUUAUCAUUGUCACAUGCCAGCCAAUCAGAAAGAUAUUUCCUGUCAUGGUUCAAGGUCCUUUUAACCUUCAUGUACAUGACAUCAUGCUCUUAUGAUAAAGGGUUAAUUUUUCUAUUAUUGUUCUCAUGUCUUGUCUUGUAACUACUGGCACCAGCCUGACCUGCUGGUUUGUGCUUCACAAGUGAAGCACCGCUGCAAGUCCACUGUUCCUCACAAGAACAGAGGAAAACAAAGAAUCGUACAGCUCAAAAGCCGAUAAAGACAAAUGAACACACAUGCAACAAGUUCAAUUAAUAAGAAAACAUGCAGCAGAACCUUUAACAGAUUAUCACACCUUAAUUUAAACCAUAAAACUGACAAAAAUGCUAAAUAUAAUCAGAUAACUUAAAAUGUGGUUUGCAUGAAUCAGGCAAGAAAUAUGCUGCUAAAAUACGCUUUUCUUUUAACACAGAGGUCACACAUACUGACAUUCAGUGAUAUAAUGUUUCUAAGUACAUUUAUUCAAGUACUGUUCUUUCGUGCUAUUUUGAGGUACUUGUACUUUACUUGAGUAUUUCCAUUUAUGUAGCUUUAUAAUACACUACAUUUUAGAGACAAAUAUUCUACUUUUUACUCCACUACAUUUAGCAUGUCCCCUGCACUUUUUCAAAAGGCCAUUUUUGUCGGAUUAUAAAUGUGAUUUUAUACAUCCGUACUCAUGAUAAAUGUGAAACUUUGUUUUUUCCUCUAUAACCGUAUCAUCAAAAUUGAUGAUUGUUAUACCGCAAAUUGUCACACUGUUCAUGUCAUGCAUCAAUAUAUUUUUGUGACGGAUAGUAGAGAUGCAGAAGGAGAUGCAGGAGGAAAGCUGAAGGAGGUAGAGCUGGAGAAGCUGGAGGAGAUGGAGGAGAAGAGGCUGGAGGCUCACAGUUGAGGUUGAAAGAAUAAACAUUAGUCAUGAGAUUAAACAUUGUGACAUUAGCUGGGUCAAGAACUCAAAAAUAAGUGUAAAAUUGGUGGAACAGAGUUGGAGUGAAGUGAAGUUUACAAAAGUUCAAACCAAAAAAAGGGAACAGUAAACUUAAAAGUAACAAUAGAAAACUAGAAGAACUACUAGAAAACACAGUGAACUGAAAGAGUUUGAGUUUUAUUAAAGAUACUUGUGAUAUAUUAAAACCGUCCUCAUUAUUUCAGUCAAGGACACAUUUAAAAAAGAAUAAACAACUGCAAUGGAUUGGGCUUCUGUAGACCUCCAAUUUCAGCCUUUGCAGUUUUAAUAAAUAAAAUAAAGUAUAUAGAUAAUGUUUUCCAUGGUUCCUAAUUAUCACAA